GCAAAGCAAAUAAAAAAAAAAAGAAGAAGCAAGGCAUCUGAUGUUCUUACACAUUGGCGUUGCUUUACCCUCACAUCAUUUUUUACUGUGCAAAUUCAUUUCUGCAGCUAGUUUGGGUGGGAUCUUCUUACUCCGCAUUAAUCAAUGCUCAUUUUUCUGCCAGGCCAAUUUGAGUUCUUCAUAUAUUAUAUAUAUAUUGUACGUAUAGUAGCUAGGUGUUUAGUCGAUCGGCUGCAAGCGAGAAUCAGCAUAUAAAUAUAUAUAAUCAUGAUGAUGAAGGUAGUAGUAGAGAUGAGGCGGGAGGAGGUGUGGUCGCCGGGCGGAAAGAGUGGGUGGCAGCCGGUGAUGACGGGAGGGGACACAACCGUCUCAACUUACUGGCUGAACUGGAGGGUGUUGCUAUGCUGCCUUUGGAUUUUAAUGUCAAUCGUUUUUGCAAUUGUUCUGAUAACAAAGUACGAAGGCAGCAGAAAAGGUGGUAGCACUAGUAGUGGAAACAGAUCAUCAUCAGUAUCAUCAGAAAGAAGAAGAAGAGAUGAUGAUGAUUUGUGUGGGCAGCAGCAGGGGCAGGGGCAGGGGCCGGGAGUGUUAUAUGAAGAUGAAGUUUGGAAGACAAGCCUGAAGAAUGUGCACCCUGCAUGGCUCCUUGCCUUUAGAAUCUUUGCCUUCGUCCUUCUCCUCGUGAUGUUAAUCCUAUAUGCCGCCGCGGAUGGCUCCUCCAUUUUCUACUUCUAUACCCAGUGGACAUCAACAUUACUUGUUAUCUACUUCGGGUUGGGAUCACUGCUCUCCAUGUACGGCUGUUACCAAUACCAUAACAGAGUCAUCAGCACCGAAACUCAUCAUCAUCAUCAUCACCACCAGAUGAUGAUGAUGAUUAAUAAUGAUGGUGCAGGAUUUUAUGGCAGCAGCCCAAUUUCAAAACAUGUCCCUCCUCCAUUAUCACACCACCUCGAACCAGCAGCAGCAAACACAAAAGUUGCACAUUUCUGGGGAUACAUUUUUCAAAUCAUUUUCCAGAUGAAUGCAGGGGCUGUAACUCUCACAGAUUGUGUCUUUUGGUUUGUUCUCGUACCUUAUUUGACCAUCAAAGGCUACAAUCUGAAUUUUUUGAUCAUAGGCAUGCACUCCAUCAAUGUUGUUUUCCUGCUUGUUGACACCGUGUUGAAUUGUUUGCGGUUCCCUUGGUUUCGGAUUGGGUAUUUCUUUCUGUGGACAGCUGUUUAUGUCAUUUUCCAGUGGGCUCUCCAUGCCUGCAUCUCCAUUUGGUGGCCUUACCCAUUCCUUGAUUUGUCAUCUCCAUUUGCUCCUUUAUGGUAUUCAUCGGUGGCCCUUAUGCACAUACCAUGCUAUGGCAUAUUUGUCCUGGUAGUCAAGCUCAAACACCACUUGCUAUCCAAAUGGUUUCCUCACUCUUUUCAGUGCUCCACAUGACGAUGACAAAUAGCCAAUUCAAUUCUAGCUAUCUAGCUAGGAUAUAUACAUGGGGAGGCCAGCAGGCUAGGAGGAAAAACACACAUACACAAGUUUGACAGGAAAAAAAAAAGUGCUAGUUAUUAA
Cuscuta campestris is the source of this 1560-nucleotide messenger RNA. The record is from the annotation of a GenBank genome assembly. Lineage: Eukaryota; Viridiplantae; Streptophyta; Magnoliopsida; Solanales; Convolvulaceae.